UUCGCAUUUGGAUUAAACAACUUGCUGUUGAAAUGCAAGGUUAUUGUUUCGAAAACAGCCAAUGACAGUAUGACAGUUGUGAAAAUUGUGAGGUUUUGCGCUGGGUGUGUAGAAUUAAGAGCCCUUUGCUGCUUAUACUGCACGUGUUGAUCUCAAGCUUGGUUUGAAUUCGUAUCAUCGCAAGAAAAGUACACUAAAGACGAUAAUGGCUGAGGCCAAUCAUAAUGAAUCGGCUUUAGAGGCUGAUAGGGCUAGUGAGGCAAAAGCAUUCUUUGGUAAGGUCGUCGCUCCAUUUUUCAACCACUCCUCUGGAUCUUACCUGCUGGACCCAAUGAUAGAGCAUCUUAUGAACGAUGCACAGGCAAAACAUUCGGUAAUCCCCGGAGGUCCCACUGUGCCUAUAGAAUGUGAUCGUACCCCGGUUUCAACGACUGAAGACGUUAUCAAUGCAGUCAAAAGAGCCAAGAGGGAGAAGAAAGUCCUUCGUGUCGUCGGAUCGGAACACUCCGUAAAAGCGGCCAUUUUCCCCAAGGAUGGUAUCACGCUGGUGUUGAGAAAUGACCUUCGAAAGGUAGAAAUACUGAAAACAACCGUAGAAGAAGGUAAGAAAUGGUUGUAUUGUCGUAUCGGAGGAGGCUGCUAUCUUGGCAAAGAUCCCUUGGACCCUCAUUCAAACCUCCAGAAUUCAGCUUGCUAUCAGGUGGCAGCCCAUGGGUAUGGCUUUCCUGAGCUGGGAGGAAUCAUCCAGCAGUCCAUUGGUGGCUUUAUCCUGACUGGCUCUGCUGGCGGAAGCUUAGAGCAUAGCUUUGCUGAUGUCAUCCGAGAGAUCGAGUUCGUGGACGGCAAUGCACAAGUUCAAACGGCCAAACCUGGAACUGACCUUUGGUGUGCGGUAGGUGUUUCCAUGGGACUGUUUGGUGUCAUUACUCGAGUAACUUUCCGUCUUCCACCGAUGAAGUAUAUAAAAGGGUCAGAGUCCAACCACAAGUUUGUUGAGUCCAUGCUUGGACCAAACGAGAAGGGGCAGAGCAAGCUCAAACAAAGUCUCGAAAACAACGAAUACAUGCGAGUGAACUGGUUUCCCCAAAAGGAGGUAAUGCGUGUCCAAGAGUGGGUUGGUCAGCAAUCCUUCAAAAAGAAAAAUCUUGUACCAUACAACUCCAUCUUGUCCAACAUAUUAGCAGCAGGUAUGGCAGCCAUCGUCCUGUCCGUCUGCAAUUUUAUCCUGCAAAAGAAAGAUCCAACAGAGCUGGAAUACGACCUCAUCGGUUUGAUGUUGAGUCCGUUUGUCCCCCUGAAAGGGAAACCGACUAAGUUUUACGACAUUUGGUAUCGUGCUCUGCCCAUGGACAACGAAGCCCAUGUGGACACCAUCAUCAGGGUGGACUUCACAGAGAUCUGGGUUCCAAUUGGCCAUUGUCAAACUGUGAUGGACAAACUCCAAAAGCUGUUCUCUGAGAAUCAAAAAGCGGCCAACAACUUUGCCACCGAGAUCUAUGGCGCCAAGAGCUCUCCAUUCUGGCUGAGCAUGUCAUACCAAACAGACAUGGUGCGAGUCGAUCCGUACUGGUGGGCAUACAACUUGGGCGACGCCAGGAUGUUCUUCUCGUAUUUCUGGGAUAUUCUGCUGGAUAUCCCUGGAACCCGCCUGCACUGGGGCAAGUACCUUCCGAAGCCAGGUCAAAAGUGUGGAAACACCACAUUCAAUGCGGAUUAUCUGAAGAGUGUUUACCCUAAGAUGAAUGAUUGGUUAAAGCUACGAGAACAGCAUGACCCUGACCAGGUGUUCAUGACCGAAUAUUGGCGUGGUAUCCUUGACAUAAAACCUAAGACCCAAUAAAGUGUCAUUUGAAAAAAUGGUUGGAGUACGAGGGAUCUGGACUCAUUUAAAAAUUUCGGUUUUUCGUGACUUUGUAGUCUUGACGCGAAUAUGAACUUUGAGGUCCCUUUGGUAAAAACUGUAACUGUUUGGAGUGUAAUAACCUGACAGCAUAAGUAAACAAAACACCGAUCUAGACUUAUUCAGAAUAUUUUUGUACUUUAAGGCGUUUUUUUUUUUUUUAAAGAAAUGUUUUAUUUAUAAGAUUUGAAGUCUUGAGGAGAACUCAAACUUUGAGAUGGUCGUGAAACAAAUUGUAAUUGUUCGUAAUUUAACUUUGGAGCAUACAUUACCAAACACUGAGUGCUACUUAUCUGAGCCUAAGGGUUUUGUUGUAAGGUGAGACGUUUAUGUCCUAGAUAUCCGAUCAUACCUUGUACAACUGCAGCGCUAUAAUUUUGGUUGUAAUAAAAUUUGAAACACUGACCGUUAAACAUA
This is a messenger RNA of Stylophora pistillata, 2317 nucleotides long. RefSeq lists its product as uncharacterized. The record is from RefSeq and is a predicted model, not a curated record. NCBI's taxonomy places the organism in Eukaryota, Metazoa, Cnidaria, Anthozoa, Scleractinia, Pocilloporidae. Gene Ontology annotation, cellular component: membrane. Gene Ontology annotation, molecular function: D-arabinono-1,4-lactone oxidase activity; FAD binding.